UCCAAUUUGGAGAGCGAUCAGCCAUUGAAUUAUUCGCCGUCUGCAAAGAGCGUGUGCCCAACACGGUGCCGUUUUCCUCAACUUUAUGAAAAAACAAGGGUAUACAAAAUAAAGCACACGCCUUUUCCUUCGUUUUUCACCUAACACCCAACGAAUUUCUCUCUGUCUCUCUAUUCUCUCUCUCUCUAUAGUCUCCUCGAUCUUCGUGUGCAUCGCUGAAGCUCAAGCCUCUGCCAUUGCAAUCCGUCUUUCAAGGAAACUGUCAUCGCAUAAAGAAUGGAAAACUUUUUCAGAGAUUUUAAUGAGUCUGUGCCUUCACAGCUGGAUAUACUUAGAUGCCCAUUUCUGAGAAACAUCAAUGAGCCUACCAAUUUUUCCUUCUCCUCAUCCUUGGCGUUCCCUAUGCCAGUACGGGGAGCUAAAGGUCCAAUUUUUGAAGAUGGCCCCAAUUUUGAUAUGGCAUUCAGGCUUUUCCAUGGGCAUGAUGGAGUAGUUCCUCUUUCUGGAAGAUUGAACGUGCCUGCUGAGAAAGUUGAGCAUCACCCAACUCCAUCCCAGUUUAAUCCAUUGGCAGCAAAGGCUGCCACUAUCAGUCUCUCAUCCUUUGGAGCUGGAGGUCCAUUCAGCUUUGAUUCUUUCUCUGAAAAGUGGAAGAAUCAGAAAAAAAAAUCCAAGUCAUCCAAGAAGGAGUCUUCACAGGGAGGGAAUUCAAAUCAUGAAGCAAUGAGUAAUGAGUGGCUGCAAAGUGGGAAUUGCCCUAUUGCAAAAUCGUACCGGGCAGUGAGUAAUGUUCUCCCACUUGUUGCAAAGGUUUUUCAGCCCCCUUCAGGCAUGAAAUACAAGUGCCCACCAGCAAUAGUAGCAGCACGAGCAGCUUUAGCAAGGACAGCAUUUGCGAAGAAUCUCCGCCCACAACCAUUGCCUGCGAAAAUACUUGUGAUUGGCGCAUUAGGCAUGGCAGCCAAUGUUCCUUUGGGGAUAUGGAGAGAGCAUACUGAGAAAUUCUCCCCAUCCUGGUUUGCUGCUAUCCACGCAGCUGUUCCAUUCAUAGGCAUGCUUAGGAAGUCUGUUUUGAUGCCUAAGACAGCUAUGGCAUUUACCAUUGCAGCAUCAGCAUUGGGACAGAUUAUUGGCUCUAGGGCAGAAAGGUACCGGCUGAAGGCGGUGGCCGAAAAAAAAUUGACCGAAACCAGCACUUUUAGUGGAUCUACCCGAUUAGAAACCAGCAAUUUUGAUGGAUCUACCCAAUUGGAGGUGGUCAAAGCGAAUGUUAGUCAUUGUGGUGAUAUUGGCCAGUGGAAUUCAGCUACCCUAACUGUGGGAGGGCCGGCCUCAUCAACAGAUGUUUGCUGCUGAUUUUUUGUUGCCAUUACUGAGUUGAUAUGGUGUAUCCUUUGUAUUUUGGCAAGAGUAAUUCUGUAUCGUAGAUUGUGUGUGUUUCAUCUGUUCCUUUGUCUUGGACUGUUGUCCAUGUCCUUGGAAGACUAUGGGGUAAUAAAAUGAGAUGAAACGAGAAUGAUUUAUCUAAUUUGUAGAUGGUGAAUGAAAAUGAACAUGGAAAGAUUCUUUUUUA
Messenger RNA from Ziziphus jujuba (common jujube), 1573 nucleotides. RefSeq lists its product as uncharacterized. NCBI's taxonomy places the organism in Eukaryota, Viridiplantae, Streptophyta, Magnoliopsida, Rosales, Rhamnaceae. The transcript is spliced from 4 exons. The record is from RefSeq and is a predicted model, not a curated record. Gene Ontology annotation, cellular component: chloroplast. Bases 277 to 1356 code for a protein of 359 amino acids.